This is a messenger RNA of Sesamum indicum (sesame), 591 nucleotides long. Its product is annotated as protein RADIALIS-like 4. The record is from RefSeq and is a predicted model, not a curated record. Gene Ontology annotation, molecular function: DNA-binding transcription factor activity. Lineage: Eukaryota; Viridiplantae; Streptophyta; Magnoliopsida; Lamiales; Pedaliaceae.
UAUGUCACAUUUCAUUGCACACAAUUUUUCUCCUUUUUCUAUUUAUCAGUAGCUGUAGUGAAUUAAAAUCUGUCGAAAAUGGGGUCUAAUUCGACAUGGACAGCGAAGCAAAAUAAGCGGUUUGAGGAUGCACUGGCUAUGUACGACAAGGACACGCCCGACCGGUGGCAGAAUCUGGCCAGGGCGGUGGGCGGGAAGACGGUGGAGGAGGUGAAGAGCCACUACCAGAAGCUGGUCGAAGAUAUCGACCACAUUGAGUCCGGCAAGGUGCCGCUGCCUGAUUACAGGCCUUAUGGAGAAGCUGCCAAGGAAAAGAAAAUAAUGGAUGAUCAAGAACAAAGGUUGAGGUCUCUAAAGCUCCGAUGAAGCGAGUAGGAGAAAAGCGUACGUAGUGGCGUGGAUAUGUUGCUUGGCAUAUAGAAGGGAACAAUUGUGUUUCUUGAUUUGUCUUGUUGGUUUCUAUAUAUAUGAAGUGCACCCUGUUAGUUGUCUGCUCCAGCAGAUGAACCAAAUUCUGAUUCUGAUAAAUGAGAAUUUAUUACAUAUAGUUUUUCAGAUUAAUUGAAUACCAUUUUAUGUCAAGAUUUAUAA